Messenger RNA from Cololabis saira (Pacific saury), 1406 nucleotides. RefSeq names its product zona pellucida sperm-binding protein 3-like. Gene Ontology annotation, molecular function: acrosin binding. The transcript is spliced from 8 exons. Gene Ontology annotation, cellular component: extracellular matrix. NCBI's taxonomy places the organism in Eukaryota, Metazoa, Chordata, Actinopteri, Beloniformes, Belonidae. The record is from RefSeq and is a predicted model, not a curated record. Gene Ontology annotation, biological process: positive regulation of acrosome reaction; egg coat formation; binding of sperm to zona pellucida. The coding region runs from base 1 to 1371 and encodes 456 amino acids.
AUGGACUGCAACCCGCAAAGAGUCGUUGCUUGGUGGCUUGUCGUCUUUUAUUCGGUGUCGACCCUGGCAGAAAGUCGGCUGUUCUAUAACCAAGCAUCAAAUGUAGUGGACUUCUUCAAACCUCCGGCCGGGACAUCCGGGAGAGUGCCAGCCCGGCUGUCUGCGGUGCAACAGCAGGCGAGCUCGCAGCUCGACGAGCGGCCUCGGCCCAUCGUGGUCAGGUGUCACCCGGAUUCCAUGGAAAUUGUGGUGCAGGCCGAUUUAUUUGAUACAGGCCUUCAGGUGGACGGCGAGCACCUGCGAUUGGGUUCAAACUUCUUGAGUAAGGACGGUGAAUGUGGGGCGGUCCCGUCGGGUGAGGAUGACUUCACCAUUGUGACUCAGCUGACUGACUGUGGAACCAAACUCUCAUCAACUGAAGAGAAGAUCAUAUAUUCUAAUGUCCUGGUUUACUCGCCUGAACCUUCUGCUGAUGGUUUGCUCAGGCUGGAUGGUGCAACUAUACCAGUUGAAUGCCAUUAUGAAAAGCGAUAUUCAGUGGAUGGCAUCUCCUUGAAUCCCACGUGGGUUCCUUUUGUCUCCACGACCUCUGUGGAUGACCAGAUAGACUUCAAUCUGCAAAUCAUGACAGAUGACUGGCAGUUUGAGAGGGAAUCUUAUAUAUAUUUCCUGGGUGAUCCCAUUCACGUUGAAGUCUCUGCAAUGAUGGGGAACCAUCUGCCCCUGCGAGUGUAUGUUGACCACUGUGUGGCCACAGCAACUCCUGAUCCAGAGUCGUCAUUAAGAUAUGAUUUUAUUGAGCAUCAUGGGUGUCUUGCAGAUGCUUACCUCACAAAUUCAAACUCUCGUUACCUGCCGAGACUUGAUGAACACAAGCUGAGGUUCCAAAUAGAUGCCUUCAAUUUCUACCAAGAACCCAGCAACCAGAUCUAUAUAACCUGCCAUCUAAAGGCUGUUCCAGUUGCGCUGUCUGUCAGCUCUCGGAACAGAGCCUGCUCUUUAAUUGGGAACAGAUGGCAGUCGAUAGAUGGGAGUGACCAGGCAUGCAGGAGCUGUGAUCUCUCCCAACGGGAGGAGGAACCACCAACAGAACCACCAACAGCAGCUCCUACAACUACAACUACAGUAGCCCCACAAACGCAUCCCAUCAUUACUUUAGAGGAGAGUAAAAAUGAACACUAUCCAGCCACUUACAUCCGUGUCCAUCCUGCACCGUACCAAGGCAUAAAACGCCAGCAGUCCUCUAAAUUAGUAAAGAGAAAUGCAGAGCACAAAGCACAGCAAGCCAUCCAGCUGGGACCCCUUACUAUAAUGCCAUUCAGCAAAUCUGUCUCAAGGGAACUACUUGCACAAAAGAACAAGACCGCCUGAGACUCGGCAGGCCUGACUGGAGAGUGACAAAGGGA